AUGUUCACUUGUAUGGGGAAUGGUGAUUGUCCUGUUAACAAAGGAGUGCGAUGCGCUUGCCGUCACUGCCGUCUCAAAAAGUGUCUCCUUGUUGGAAUGGAUAAGAAAUCCAUUCAAAACGACCGAGAUCGCAUUGGAUAUACCAAAAGGACUCGCAAAAGUGAUAAACAUCCGUCUGAUGCGGUAAAUGACAGCCAGGAGUGA
Messenger RNA from Cooperia oncophora, 204 nucleotides. Lineage: Eukaryota; Metazoa; Nematoda; Chromadorea; Rhabditida; Trichostrongylidae. The record is from the annotation of a GenBank genome assembly.